CCAAAAAUUGUAGCUUUUUGUGAUAGUAAUUCUGAUUUAGAUCGCACAGAUUAUGAAAAUAAGAGAACUCGAAUCAACGCUAGUUCUACCUCUAAAAAGAUAACCGCCGAGGAUGUUGAAUAUAUAUUAGAUCUUACUAAUGCUAUUACCGAAUUGCAACUGCAAGUAGAAGGUCAAAAGCUAGAGAUAUUAGAAUUGAGAAGGCGAAUAGGUGGCUAUUGUGAAGAGAUAAUUCGUUUAAAGGAAUCAUAUCAAGAAAAGUGUAAAGAAAAUGAGAAUCUUACUGAACAAUGA
Molecule: messenger RNA, 294 nt
Organism: Dentiscutata erythropus
Lineage: Eukaryota; Fungi; Glomeromycota; Glomeromycetes; Diversisporales; Gigasporaceae
Source: the annotation of a GenBank genome assembly